Lingula anatina is the source of this 1939-nucleotide messenger RNA. Its product is annotated as nucleoporin p54. Gene Ontology annotation, biological process: NLS-bearing protein import into nucleus; nuclear pore organization; protein localization to nuclear inner membrane. Gene Ontology annotation, cellular component: nuclear pore central transport channel; nuclear pore. Gene Ontology annotation, molecular function: structural constituent of nuclear pore. NCBI's taxonomy places the organism in Eukaryota, Metazoa, Brachiopoda, Lingulata, Lingulida, Lingulidae. The record is from RefSeq and is a predicted model, not a curated record.
AGUAACUCGGGAAGCAUUGAAAAAUCCCCUGUAAAAUUGCGCGGAUCUUAACACUACUAGAAAGAUGGCUUUCAGUUUUGGUACCACGGCUGCGAAACCCGCACUUGGCACUGUCACUACUUCGGCUCCUACUUUUGGGUUUGGCACGACAGGAACUGCUGGCACCCAGAGUACAGGUUUUGGGUUUGGACAAAAGACAACCACAGCUGGGACAGGUUUUGGUGGGUUUGGGACUACAGCAGUCACCACCACAUCUGCUGCUACUGGUUUUGGAGGUUUUGGUGGUUUUGGAGGCACCACGUCCAGCAGUUUUCCUACACUCACCACAUCAACAGCAGCAACAGGAGGCGGCUUUGGAGGUUUUGGCACUGGAUCUGCCCUGGGUGGCGCAAGCAGUACACUAGCUUCACAGCAGCAGCAACAACAACAACAGCAACAGCAGUCCAACUCUGUUGCUAAUAUGGCUGCUGCUGUAUCCAUGCCAAUCAUUUUUGGUGAUGAGAGAGAUGCCAUCAUUGCUAAGUGGAACCAAAUGCAGGCAUUCUGGGGGGUUGGGAAGGGCUAUUACAGCCAGCAAGGGGCCCCUGUGGCUUUCACACCAGACAACCCUUUCUGUAGGUUUAAGGCUGUGGGUUAUAACUGCCUUCCUAAGAGUAAAAAUGAAGAUGGUCUGCUUGGCAUAGUCUUCAAGAAGAAACACAGUGAGGUGUCCCAGGUACAACAAGCAAUAGUGGACAAGUUGGGACAACUGAUGGGAAGUAAACCCACAUUAUCUGUGCAUGUAGAGAACACAGUUACGCUUCCAGAUGACCAGACUGAGCUAAUAAUCUAUGUAGUGGAAAGACAGCCGACGGGCGUGUCCAGAAGAAUUCCAUCUACUGAGCUUUAUGCAUUCAUGAACCAAGCCAAUAUUAAAACACAGCUGGGGCAGAUGGAAGUUGUGAAUAUUCUCCCAAAGACGGGCUUCACUGCAGAACAGCUCAAGUUUUACCUGGAUAAUCCUCCUGCUGGAAUUGAUCCACUGCUGUGGCAACAGGCAAAACUUGACAACCCUGACCCCGAGAGCCUGAUACCAGUCCCCAUGAAAGGUUUCAAGGAACUUCAUGACAGGCUAAAAUUCCAGGAAAGGCAGACUAAGCUACAUCAAAGUAGACUAGAUCUUAUUGGACAAGACAUCACUGAACAACAGCGUAACCUUGCUAACAUGGUGGCAAGAACAGAGCAGUACAAGCGCAAACACUUAGAGCUGGGGCACAGAGUUCUCCAGGUGAUGGUUCGUCAGGAGAUCUACAGGAAGCUGGGCUAUGCCAUCCAGGCAGAUGAAGAGCAACUGAGAGUUCAGUUAGAGGCUUUGCAGGGGGAGCUGAAUGCACCCACACAAUUCAAGGGACGCUUGAAUGAGCUCAUGUCACAAAUUAGGAUGCAGAACCAACUUGUUACAUCAAGGAGUGAGGCCAAUUAUCAGUUGGAUACUGCCAUGCAGUUAGAAAUAAGACAGCACUUGAAGCAGCAACAAGAAGGACUGCAACAUCUUAUCAGCAUAAUUAAAGAUGAUAUGGAGGAUUUGAAGUUAAUAGAGCAGGGGUUGGUUGUUGAUGUUAAACAGCAAAAAAGGUGAUCUCAAAAGGCCUGCAGGCUACCAAAACGGAAUACAAAACAACAAUGAAGAAUGAAGACAUUUUCUUUCAUAAUAAACAGAUCUCUGAGAACCAAUUUAUAGCCACUGGAUAGUGAAAACGAAGCAAAGAUAACAUAGUUUUAAUGUAAAAGAGAAAUAAUGAAAUAUGACAUCACUGAAAACAGUAAAGAUUGUUACAGAUUCUAAAUGAAAGUUAAUGGUGACAUGUUUUUAUAUAGAAAUAAUAUAAUACAUGAUAAAUGUGAAGAACUGACAAAGCCCUUUAUUUUAUUUAUAGUGUAGCAUUUCAGUAACAAACAC